GGCAUUGGAGGGGGAGACGGCAGUCAUGUGGUUCUGGCCAUCCUACCCUCUGUCACAGUGUGGAUGAGAGCUUUUUGCUCUUACCCAAUCAUGCCUGGAAUGCCGCUCGCCACUUGGGUUAUUUCUGCUAUCUGUCGCUCUCGGUGCCGCAGUGCUAACGGUUUGGCAGAUGGGACUCUUUUUCUUGGAGUUUGUGUCUUCAGUUUUUGACUUCUGGCAGCGCCGGGCGUGUUGCUGCUGCUCGCCCUCUCCCUCCCUGCCCUGCCGGGCACCAUGGCCCAUCGGCUUCGGUUUCAUUUUGGCUCUGGUCGCAGCAACACAGCCCCCGAAUCAGAGAUCCUCGACCAGGAGAGAGAAGACGACUUUUUCAUGGCAUUCCACACGCUGCCACGGAGGAGCGGCCCGCACCCCUUGGCCCACAGUGGAGCGGAGGCCAGCGGCAGCCUGCACGAGGCUGUGGGCGCGCUCGAGCGCAGCACGUCCAUGUUCAUCCCGCAGCUCCUGAGUCCCGUGGACGCGCGGCCCACCCGGAGCUCGUCGGUGCAGAUUUCGCUGCAGCGCAAAGCGGCGGACGGCGCCCCGGACACGUGUGGGCUGUCCGAGGGUCUGGACGGCGACGCGGGCUCGGUAUCUCGGGGCAGCUGCCGGGAGCCCCCAGAGCCCCAGGCCCCUGAGAACUCCCUUCCCAGGGACGCCAGGGGUGCCGGCCCCCAGGUCAAUGGCACGUGUGGCCGUCAAGCGCGGGGCCCUGUCCCUGCCGAUGGCCUCAAAGAGACCGAACUUGCAACCGCCCAGGGUUCCGAGGGUGGCGGGCUCCGGAUCCAGCACCGAGCCUCCAGCGCCGAUGUGCGCCAGGUGAAGCUGACACCGUUCGGGGCCGAUGGCCAGGGCAGCCCAUCGGCGCCGGAACCCAGGCGCUGGUCCCUGCAACACGUUCCAGAUGCUUCUGGAAGUUCUGGGAAGCGGUGCUUUGUCUUCCAAUUGCAGCAGCCAUCACCAGGCGUGCCAGGACUAGGUGGUGACUUUAAUUUUGGGUUCACGGGCACGAAGGGGGAUAGGUUGGUGAGGUACCCCCGCAUCCGACUGGAAAGGAGCACCUCGUACCCCACGCAGCCCCGAGCGGAGCGCAGCAGCCCCACGGAAGAGCGGGGCCACCCAGAGACACCACCUCGGGGCCACAGGGUGGCUCCCGAAAUCCACAGGACAAAUUCCAUGGAAAGGACGCCACAGGGUCAGGGCUGCACGUUUAAGAUCAGGCAAGAUCAAAAUGCGGGACAGCAGCAUUUCAGAAUUCUUGUGACUCGGGGACCAGAGGAAGCUCACCAGAAUCCUGAGGAGAGUACCACCACCAGGCCUGGUUCCAUGGUGGCUGGAGCCCCGACACGAGACGACUUCCUGGGACAGGUCGACGUGCCCCUUAGUCAUCUCCCGACAGAAGACCCAACCAUGGAGCGACCCUACACAUUUAAGGAUUUUCUCCUCAGACCAAGAAGUCAUAAAUCUCGAGUUAAGGGAUUUUUGCGAUUGAAAAUGGCCUAUAUGCCGAAAAACGGCGGUCAAGACGAAGAAAACAGUGAACAGAGGGAUGAUAUGGAGCACGGGUGGGAAGUUGUUGACUCAAAUGACUCAUCUUCUCAGCGCCAGGAGGAGCUGCCUCCCCCACCUCUGCCCCCUGGCUGGGAAGAAAAGGUGGACAACUUAGGUCGGACUUACUAUGUCAACCACAACAACCGGACCACUCAGUGGCACCGACCGAGCUUAAUGGAUGUGUCCUCCGAGUCAGACAGCAACAUCCGACAGAUCAACCAGGAGGCAGCGCACCGCCGCUUCCGCUCCCGCAGACACAUCAGUGAGGACCUGGAGCCCGAGCCCACUGAGGGCGGAGAGGGCCCUGAGCCUUGGGACACCAUUUCAGAAGAAGUGAAUGUUACUGGAGACUCCCUCAGUCUGGCGCUGCCCCCACCGCCAUCCUCCCCAGUGUCCCGGACCAGCCCUCAGGAGCUGUCUGAGGAACUGAGCAGAAGGCUUCAGAUCACUCCCGACUCCAAUGGGGAGCAGUUUGGUUCUUUGAUUCAAAGAGAGCCCUCCUCGAGGCUGAGGUCCUGCAGUGUCACCGACGCGGUCGCAGAGCAGGCUCACCUACCACCGCCCAGUGCCCCAACUAGGAGAGCGCGUUCAUCAACUGUCACAGGUGGUGAGGAGCCAACGCCAUCAGUGGCCUAUGUACAUACAACGCCGGGCCUACCUUCAGGCUGGGAAGAAAGAAAAGAUGCUAAGGGACGCACAUACUAUGUCAAUCAUAACAAUCGAACCACCACUUGGACUCGGCCUAUCAUGCAGCUGGCAGAAGACGCUGCUCGUGGACCCGCCACAAACAGUAACAACCACCUAAUCGAGCCUCAGAUCCGCCGGCCUCGUAGCCUCAGUUCGCCAACAGUAACUUUAUCUGCCCCACUGGAGGGUGCCAAGGAUUCACCCAUACGCCGGGCUGUGAAAGAUACCCUUUCCAAUCCACAGUCCCCACAGCCAUCACCUUACAACUCCCCCAAACCACAACACAAAGGCACACAGAGCUUCCUGCCACCCGGCUGGGAGAUGAGGAUAGCGCCAAACGGCCGGCCCUUCUUCAUUGACCAUAACUCAAAGACUACAACGUGGGAAGAUCCACGCCUGAAAUUUCCAGUACAUAUGCGGUCAAAGGCACCUUUAAAUCCCAAUGACCUUGGCCCUCUUCCUCCUGGUUGGGAAGAAAGGAUUCACUUGGAUGGCCGAACAUUUUAUAUCGAUCAUAGCAGCCAGGUGUUAUGUGGAGAAAAUGAUACCAGAGAAUCAGUGCCCUCAUACGAUAGCAAAAUUACUCAGUGGGAAGACCCAAGAUUGCAGAACCCAGCUAUUACUGGUCCGAAGGCUGUUCCUUACUCCAGAGAAUUUAAGCAGAAAUAUGACUACUUUAGGAAGAAAUUAAAGAAACCCGCUGAUAUUCCAAAUAGGUUUGAAAUGAAGCUUCACAGAAAUAACAUUUUUGAAGAGUCCUAUCGGAGAAUCAUGUCUGUGAAAAGACCAGAUGUCCUAAAAGCUAGACUGUGGAUUGAGUUUGAAUCAGAGAAAGGUCUUGACUAUGGGGGCGUGGCCAGAGAAUGGUUCUUCCUGCUGUCCAAAGAGAUGUUCAACCCCUACUAUGGCCUCUUUGAGUACUCUGCCACGGACAACUACACACUUCAGAUCAAUCCCAAUUCAGGCCUCUGUAAUGAAGACCAUUUGUCCUACUUCACUUUUAUUGGAAGAGUUGCUGGUCUGGCAGUAUUUCAUGGGAAACUUUUAGAUGGUUUCUUCAUUAGACCAUUUUACAAAAUGAUGUUGGGAAAGCAGAUAACUCUGAAUGACAUGGAAUCCGUGGAUAGUGAAUAUUACAACUCUUUGAAAUGGAUCCUAGAGAAUGAUCCUACUGAACUGGACCUCAUGUUCUGUAUCGAUGAAGAAAACUUUGGACAGACAUAUCAAGUGGAUCUGAAGCCCAAUGGGUCAGAAAUAAUGGUUACAAAUGAAAACAAAAGGGAAUAUAUUGACUUAGUCAUCCAAUGGAGGUUUGUGAACAGGGUCCAGAAGCAAAUGAACGCCUUCUUGGAGGGAUUCACGGAACUGCUUCCUAUUGAUUUGAUUAAAAUUUUUGAUGAAAAUGAGCUGGAGUUGCUGAUGUGCGGCCUCGGCGACGUGGACGUGAAUGACUGGAGACAGCAUUCUAUUUACAAGAACGGCUACUGCCCGAACCACCCUGUCAUUCAGUGGUUCUGGAAGGCUGUGCUGCUGAUGGAUGCUGAGAAGCGUAUCCGGUUACUGCAGUUUGUCACGGGGACAUCCCGAGUACCUAUGAAUGGAUUUGCCGAACUUUAUGGUUCCAAUGGUCCUCAGCUGUUUACAAUAGAGCAAUGGGGGAGUCCUGAAAAACUGCCCAGAGCUCACACAUGCUUUAAUCGCCUUGAUUUACCUCCAUAUGAAACCUUCGAAGAUUUACGAGAGAAACUUCUCAUGGCGGUGGAAAACGCUCAAGGAUUUGAGGGGGUGGAUUAAGUGCCCCCUGGCCUGGGGUAGUUGUCCAUCGAGCAAGUCCUGCUUGCACUUUCGAAUUUGCCUAACAGACUUUGCAGAGACGGUGGAAGGAGAGCAGUUGCACAGCGUGGCUCGUGGAGCAGAGCCUUCACCUGGCACUCGCCCAAGUUCAGACGUGGGAACCCAGUCCCAAGUCGCGUUCCUGCCUUUUCCACCGCAAAUUAUCAAGUGGUUGAUGUGUACACUAAUUACAUUUCAGGAGGACUUAUUCUAUUUAUGUUGUGCCUCUGUAGGCAAAGCCCUUAAUAAAUAUUUUACAUACUUUAUAAUGACAAUGAAUGGAAUUAAUCACCCUGCAGGUAUAGUAUUACAACUCGUGUUUACUCUUUCAAAUGAUUCAGACCGAUUUUCCCAUUUCAUUUCAUUAUAAUUAAAGAUGUCUCAUGUACUUGGAAAAGUGAGCAUAUUUUUUUUUUUUGUAUUUGAAUUUCAUACCAGGUUUAAUGUCUGUGACAUUUUUAUUUUUGAAGUACGUUAAUACCCUACCCCUUGACUUUAUUAGAAUUGGAAGGCGGACUUUUGCCCAAAAACCUUCUUACAAGUAAUUUGAGAGACUUUAAAAUAUAACAUUAAGCAUAAGGAUCAUUUUUUCCAUACUCAGAAUGAAAACAAACUGGAUAUUGCAUUUUUUUUUUGUACAAAUUUAGCAUAAUAGCUACAGGCUGGGAGAAAUGUACCAUAGCAUGACAAAUUUUGUGUUGAGUCAAAGGCAUCACACCGUUCUUCCUUAGAAGUAAUUACGUGUGCUACAACACAUUUGAGACAGGCUUGGAAUGUCGUUUCUCGUAGAGAAAGGACUUAGCCCUUCCUGACGCUGUACAGUCGUUCUUUUAUUAUAUUUUCCCCUUUGCUGUUCGUAGUAGAGACGUUUGAAUGAAACUUGGCUAGUGCUUGAUUUGAAACUGUGGAAACCAGGUCUGUUUCGUCUCCUAUUUGUACACAUUCGCGAAUAGCUAAAUAACCAAUUUUUGUUCUAACUGCACCAAUUCCGAAGGCACUUUAUGUACUACAUGGAGGUCAUCCCUGGUUUUGUUUAUGUGUUGUUUUGUUUUUGUUUUUUUAUUGUAGACAUUCAAUGUGACGACUAGUUCUUCUCCCUGCACACGUAUUUCUGGUGCAAUAUCUUUCGAUAGUGAAUCUGGCUGCUGGUGUAUAAAACAAACCUGGCUGUAAAGCUGAGCCUACAGAUCUGCCCCCACCGAUCGUCUUGUGAUUUCUCCUCAAAGAUGAACUGAAUAUGCACUUAACCGAACCGGUUUUGUACCUGUGACAUGUUGCAUGCCUUGAUCCUGUGUGUUGCCUCAGCCGUGUGUGUUGUGUGCUAGACUA
Rhinolophus ferrumequinum (greater horseshoe bat) is the source of this 5436-nucleotide messenger RNA. It is a transcript of the gene NEDD4L, whose product is annotated as NEDD4 like E3 ubiquitin protein ligase. Bases 274 to 4068 code for a protein of 1264 amino acids. Gene Ontology annotation, biological process: ubiquitin-dependent protein catabolic process; regulation of dendrite morphogenesis. Gene Ontology annotation, molecular function: sodium channel inhibitor activity; ubiquitin protein ligase activity; protein binding. Lineage: Eukaryota; Metazoa; Chordata; Mammalia; Chiroptera; Rhinolophidae. The transcript is spliced from 29 exons. The record is from RefSeq and is a predicted model, not a curated record.